Messenger RNA from Agrilus planipennis (emerald ash borer), 1460 nucleotides. Its product is annotated as alpha-crystallin B chain-like. Gene Ontology annotation, molecular function: protein folding chaperone. The record is from RefSeq and is a predicted model, not a curated record. The coding region runs from base 717 to 1355 and encodes 212 amino acids. NCBI's taxonomy places the organism in Eukaryota, Metazoa, Arthropoda, Insecta, Coleoptera, Buprestidae. The transcript has a single exon. Gene Ontology annotation, biological process: protein refolding; response to heat.
AUAUAAUUUUUAUCCCCACAUUCUUGAUGUUUUGAAUCUUCUAAACCAAAGGAAAGCAGUGAUUACAGUAACAGUGAACCAGAGAUGAACCACUUAAUUAUAACGAUGAAAGAAAAAUAAGUAAAGCUUGCAAUAUCUUAAAUCUGAAUUUUUAUAAAUAAAUGAAAUUAUGACCAUUUUUUAUUGUAAACUUACAUGUGGAAGUCUAAAAAACACGCAGACGGGUGCUUUUGUUGUAAAUCACAAACCAGACAAGGUACGGCAGUAGGUACUAGGGACCAAUGGAGAUUAUAGUAUAGAAUAAACAUUAAAUAAACUGUGGUAUUUAUCAUUUUAAUGACGUGAAAUCACAUUUAUCCCAAAAUAAUUGUAAUUUAUUUUUUAAAAUUCUUUUACAAAAUGACGCCAUACACUCAAAAAAAGUAGAACUUGGCAACCCUGGUCGUUUGUUAGGAAGGAUUCCAAACAAUUCCAAAUCACCCCACUAGGCGCGCCACUCCUCAAUGUUAUUGUCGAAUAUUGUUUUUUUUUUAUUAAGUUGAAGAACCGGCGAUUCAGUGCGUAGUUGUAGUUGUUCGUUGUUCAAGGGUUCAAGUAGAACAAAGCGUUCCAGUCAGCAAAAGAAGUAAAUUAUUUAAAGCCUUAAAGUCAGCAAUAAUAAGUUUCGUUUAAUUUUAAACGCGAAAGAAGAAGCAUUUAAAUACAUACAAGCCAAAAUGUCGUUAAUACCUUGGCAUACAGCUGGUCCAUCAAGAGCCCUUUUAGAUCCAUAUUUUGGUCUUCGUUUGGAUGACAAAUUUUUGAAUCCUGCAGCACUACCACCUUGGGAAACACGUGCACCAUGGCAUGGAAGAUUAAGGAGACCAUCACCAUUGAUACCUUGGCAUACAUCUGGUCCAUCAAGAGCACUUGAUCCAUAUUUUGGUCUCCGUUUGAGCGAUGAAAAUCUUCUGGACCCUCUAACAAUGGCUCCAUGGGAGAGAUCCUACAGCUGGGACACCCUUCUAUCUACUGAUGCUGCAUCCAUCAAGGAGAACAAAGAUAAGUUUGAAGUGAAUGUUGAUGUCCAACACUUCUUGCCUCAUGAAAUUAAGGUCACAUCAUCUGGAAAUAUGCUGACUGUUGAAGGUAAACAUGAAGAAAAACCUGAUGAACAUGGAUCAAUUUCAAGGCACUUUGUGAGGAAGUAUGUUCUCCCAGAAGAUCACGAUCCUAAUCAUAUCCAGUCACACAUAUCCUCAGAUGGUGUUUUGACCAUUACUGCACCAAAGAUAUCUACUGAUGGUACUAUUCCACGAGCUAUACCAAUUCAACACACAGGCAAACCAAAAAAAGCCAUCAAGCACCACAAGUAAAAAUGUGGAAAAAACAUAUUAUUCGUUAAUCAUUUAGUGUUAGAAUCUUUUUUACUUAAAAUUUCUUACAUUGAUGGUAUCACCUGGAACAGGUUGCAAAGUUAA